Molecule: messenger RNA, 1629 nt
Organism: Sclerotinia sclerotiorum 1980 UF-70
Lineage: Eukaryota; Fungi; Ascomycota; Leotiomycetes; Helotiales; Sclerotiniaceae
Exons: 2
Coding region: 1-1629 (542 amino acids)
Cellular component (GO): nucleus; cytoplasm
Molecular function (GO): protein serine/threonine phosphatase activity
Source: RefSeq, a predicted model, not a curated record
AUGGGAAACCAACCGUCCAAAGGUUCAGGGUCAGCAACGCCCAGGAAUAGUGCAUCCCAAACGUCUCUAGCAGAUAAUUUAUCAUCUUAUCCUUCGUUCAGCAAAGCAGAUACCAAGGAAUCUAACAAAUCAUUCAGAGGCGCCCUUCGAUCAAAAAUACCAGGUUCCAAGGACAGUCCAAGGAAUUCAAUUGCAGGAAUAGGUACUAUUGGAGAUGCAAAUGACAAAUCUGACGUUGGGUCCAUCAAAUCGGGAAAAGGCUCUAAAUCGGGCAGGUCAUCAUCUGUACCAGCCUCACCCAGAUCGCCUCAAGAUUCCACUGAAGAUCUUCCUUCGCCAGUCGAUGAUCUCAAGCCCCCCCCUUCGCCUGUGCAGUCUCCUUCCGUAAAGUCCGGACAUCACGAUGUCGGGGCUGCACAGCGCAGUGGUGAAGUUGAUCAUGUUUCCGACCAGCCUCCCUCGGGCGCAGUAAAUCCUCAUGCAGUUGGAGGGCGAGCUGGGCAAUCUAUAUUGGUCAAGAGGGCAAAUGAGAUUAAUCCUGUUGACCAAAAAACCUUACUAGCUGCUCCAAUGAAUGGAGCUAAUGAUGCAGCACUCUCAACAUCAUCAUCCGGACAAAUCUCCAUGGGCACACUGAAAGAUAAAGAACUCGACGACUAUAUUUCGAGGCUCUUAGAUGCAGGCUACCAGGGAAAAAGCACCAAGGGAGUUUGUCUCAAAAGUGCAGAAAUCAACUCAAUUUGCCUUCGAGUAAGAGAGAUCUUGUUAGACCAACCACCACUCGUCGAAUUGGAAGCCCCAGUCAAGAUUGUAGGUGAUAUUCAUGGGCAAUACUCGGACCUCAUUCGCAUGUUUGAAAUGUGUGGGUUCCCUCCCUCGUCAAACUUCUUAUUCCUGGGUGAUUAUGUUGAUCGAGGCAAGCAAUCUCUUGAGACAAUUCUAUUGCUCAUGUGCUAUAAGAUCAAAUACCCAGAGAACUUCUUUCUGCUGAGAGGUAAUCACGAAUGUGCAAACGUUACUAGAGUCUAUGGAUUUUAUGAUGAGUGUAAACGAAGAGCUAAUGUCAAAGUAUGGAAGACAUUUGUGGAUGUCUUCAACUGUUUACCUAUUGCUGCAAUCGUCGCAGGGAAGAUCUUUUGUGUUCACGGCGGCUUAUCCCCCGCUCUCAGCCAUAUGGAUGAUAUCAGACACAUUGCUCGACCCACAGACGUCCCUGAUUUUGGAUUACUUAACGAUCUUUUGUGGUCUGAUCCUGCAGAUCAGGAAAAUGAUUGGGAAACUAGCGAGAGAGGCGUUAGUUAUUCGUUUGGUAAGAAGGUCAUUUCGGAGUUCCUAGCAAGGCAUGACUUUGACUUGGUCUGUCGGGCACACAUGGUUGUUGAAGACGGUUACGAAUUUUUUGAAGAUCGAAUCCUCGUUACGGUAUUUUCUGCACCCAACUAUUGCGGCGAGUUUGACAAUUAUGGAGCUGUCAUGAGUGUUUCAACAGAGCUACUUUGCAGCUUUGAACUUCUGAAACCGUUGGACUCCAGUGCCUUAAAGAGUCAGAUGAAAAAGAGUCGUAACAAGCGGAAUAGUAUGGUCAACAGUCCUCCACCAAUAGGAGGUUUUGCCCCACAGAGUGUAUAA